Erinaceus europaeus (western European hedgehog) is the source of this 648-nucleotide messenger RNA. RefSeq names its product cornifelin (gene CNFN). The transcript has 4 exons. Bases 139 to 516 code for a protein of 125 amino acids. Gene Ontology annotation, cellular component: cornified envelope. The record is from RefSeq and is a predicted model, not a curated record. Lineage: Eukaryota; Metazoa; Chordata; Mammalia; Eulipotyphla; Erinaceidae.
CCCCCUGCCCCUGCCCCUUGCUACCCCCUCCCAGUAUCCAGCGUCCCUUGGACAGAUUCCUCUGUGGUUGCCUGCUGCCACCUCCAGGGCCAUCAGCCCCCACGACACCUCCUCCUCCUCCUUCCCGGGGCCAGCAAAAUGCAGUUUGAGAUGCACGACAAGACCGUGAAAGGCAAAGCCAUGUCCUACCCAGUGACCAGUCAGCCUCAGUGUGCCAGUAGCUGCUACCAGACCCAGCUCAGUGACUGGCACACCGGCCUCACGGAUUGCUGCAAUGACAUGCCCGUCUGUCUGUGUGGCACCUUCGCCCCACUCUGCCUCGCCUGCCGCAUCUCCGACGACUUUGGCGAGUGUUGCUGUGCACCCUACCUGCCUGGCGGCCUGCACUCGCUGCGCACCGGCAUGCGGGAGCGCUACCGCAUCCAGGGCUCCGUGGGCCAUGACUGGGCGGCUCUCACCUUCUGUCUGCCCUGCGCCCUCUGCCAGAUGGCGCGGGAACUGAAGAUCCGAGAGUGAAGCCGGCCCCCACCUCUCCCCUCCACCCUCUCCUUCCCCUCCCGCCUCCUCUAGCCCUGCCUUUCCAUCCUACCAGCCUCCAGAAAUACACCCACAAUAAAAAGGAAAAAAAAAAAAAAAACCUGAAAACCA